Lingula anatina is the source of this 4284-nucleotide messenger RNA. Its product is annotated as sodium-coupled monocarboxylate transporter 1. Lineage: Eukaryota; Metazoa; Brachiopoda; Lingulata; Lingulida; Lingulidae. Gene Ontology annotation, biological process: transmembrane transport; sodium ion transport. Gene Ontology annotation, molecular function: symporter activity. The record is from RefSeq and is a predicted model, not a curated record. Gene Ontology annotation, cellular component: membrane.
GACACCUUCCAUUCACUUCACUGUGGCUGACCUCCAUAGUCACGUAAACUUGUACGUCAAUAAUUGGCUGGGUUGAAGGAAGCAGAAUACGUCACCACUGAAGGGGCUGGGCUAUUUUGUGUUCAUUUGGGCUAACAGAAGUUCUAUUCCAAUCGUUGAUUGGUAGAGCAACCCCAUUUGAGCCUAAUAGAUCUUGUUCAGCAUGUAUUUUUGAUAUAGUUUCUGGUCAUUAUUGAGAGCAUCAUUCCAGCUGGAUUUACGAGGCGCGGACAUUUACAAUACGACAUUUUCAGCGUAUAGGUCCCUUACUUACGACAGACAGCAUCUAAGAUCUGAGAAAUUCAUUGGGUCGAGCGAUAUUUAGACGUUAUUCACAAUGCCGCGAGCUCAGGUGAACACUUUUGGACCCGUGGACUACGUGGUGUUUGCUGGGACUUUGGUUGUCUCUGCCAGCAUAGGUAUAUACCAGGCGUUCACCGGCGGUCAUCAGAGAACAACAGAUGAAUUUUUGAUGGCCAACAGAAAGAUGGGGGCAAUACCCGCAGCCAUGUCCUUGCUGGCCAGUUUCAUGUCCGCCAUAACAUUGCUAGGGACGCCGAAAGAGAUGUACGUAUAUGGAACGCAGUACCUGUGGAUAGCCUUUGGCUACUUAUUGGUCAUCCCCGUGGCCGCGCACUUAUUCUUGCCGAUAUUUUUUCGGCUUAAGGUGACAAGCGCUUAUGAGUAUCUCGAGAUGCGUUUCAACAAGGUGGUGCGUGUUGCCGGAUCACUCACUUUCAGCCUGCAGAUGAUUCUGUACAUGGCGAUUGUUUUGUAUGCACCGUCUCUGGCGCUUGAACAAGUCACCGGUCUUAAUCGUUGGAUUGCUGUGUGUUCCGUGGGAAUUGUCUGCAUUUUUUACACGAGUAUAGUAAGUGUUGUUUUCACUUUUAGUUUCAAUAUUCACACCACACACAAGAGUGCCAUACUUAGAACUGCUACAUUAUUCACAAUGCCGCGGGCUCAGGUGAACACUUUUGGACCCGUGGACUACGUGGUGUUUGCUGGGACUUUGGUUGUCUCUGCCAGCAUAGGUAUAUACCAGGCGUUCACCGGCGGUCAUCAGAGAACAACAGAUGAAUUUUUGAUGGCCAACAGAAAGAUGGGGGCAAUACCCGCAGCCAUGUCCUUGCUGGCCAGUUUCAUGUCCGCCAUAACAUUGCUAGGGACUCCGAAAGAGAUGUACGUAUAUGGAACGCAGUACCUGUGGAUAGCCUUUGGCUACUUAUUGGUCAUCCCCGUGGCCGCGCACUUAUUCUUGCCGAUAUUUUUUCGGCUUAAGGUGACAAGCGCUUAUGAGUAUCUCGAGAUGCGUUUCAACAAGGUGGUGCGUGUUGCCGGAUCACUCACUUUCAGCCUGCAGAUGAUUCUGUACAUGGCGAUUGUUUUGUAUGCACCGUCUCUGGCACUUGAACAAGUCACCGGUCUUAAUCGUUGGAUUGCUGUGUGUUCCGUGGGAAUUGUCUGCAUUUUUUACACGAGUAUAGGCGGCAUCAAGGCCGUCAUGUGGACUGACACCUUCCAGAUCUGCAUGAUGUUUGCUGGGCUUCUGGCUGUGCUUAUUCAAGGAUCCCUGGAAUUAGGAGGAUUCCAGAAUGCUUGGAAAAUUAACAUAGACGGGAACAGAAUAAACUUUCUCGAUUUUAACCCAGAUCCCCGUGAGCGGCAUACAGUUUGGACGUGUGUAUUUGGCGGGUUCUUUACCUGGCUGGCUGUGUACGGUGUUAACCAGGCUCAGGUACAGAGAGCUCUAACAGUGGUCGACCUCAGGAGAGCCCAGAUAGCCAUGUGGAUUAACGCACCGGGAUUGAUCGCCAUUCUGAUCAUCAGCGCCAUGUCCGGUAUCCUGAUCUAUGCCCACUACUUUGACUGUGACCCAAUGACAAAUAAAGACAUUUCCAAUCAAGAUCAGCUACUGCCGCUGUUCGUAUUGGACAAGCUAGCCUUCGUGCCUGGUCUGCCUGGCCUCUUCACUGCCUGCCUCUUCAGCGGAGCGCUUAGUACGUUGUCUUCCGGUCUGAACAGCCUGGCCACGGUUUUCACACGUGACUUGUUCCAGGAAUUUUGCUGCAAGAACAUGUCCGACGCCAGAGCGACGCUGUUGUCCAAAAUAAUGUCUGCGGUUUUCGGGUUAAUAAUGAUAGGCUUGACAUUUGUGGCGUCACAGCUUGGAGGUGUACUCCAGGCUGCCCUGGCGCUGUUUGGAAUGAUCGGCGGUCCACUUUUGGGUGUAUUUACCCUGGGGGUCUUGUUUCCAUGGGCCAAUUGGAAGGGCGCAAUUAGUGGGCUGUUGACUGGCCUUAUACUCACCUUUUGGAUUGGCAUUGGCGCCCAGAUUUACAAACCGGUGGUGUGGACGGCCCCCGUGUCUGUGGCCGGUUGUUACCCAGUGAACAGCAGUCUGGUCAACCUUACAACCACUGCUGCGUCCAUGUCCAGCUCGGUCAGCGACAUGACCACUAUGAUGACCACAACCAUGCCUGCUUAUGAGCCCCCGCUGAACGGCCUGUACAACUUGUCGUACCUGUGGUACAGUGGCUUUGGAGUACUGGUGGUUGUGAUGGUUGGAAUGCUGGUCAGUGCUAUCACAGGAUUCACUGACACGACCAUGUUAGACUACAGGCUGAUAUGUCCAAUAUUUGAUAUCAUGUUUUGCUGCUUUCCAAAGUCCUGCCUGAGAGCUCUCCGCUGUGGAGUGGGCCAUGAUUUGGUCAGUGUAUGGUUGAAUAACAAAGUAUUAAUCUUAUCACAGAAGGCUGAAUAUAUAUNCCUGGGGGUCUUGUUUCCAUGGGCCAAUUGGAAGGGCGCAAUUAGUGGGCUGUUGACUGGCCUUAUACUCACCUUUUGGAUUGGCAUUGGCGCCCAGAUUUACAAACCGGUGGUGUGGACGGCCCCCGUGUCUGUGGCCGGUUGUUACCCAGUGAACAGCAGUCUGGUCAACCUUACAACCACUGCUGCGUCCAUGUCCAGCUCGGUCAGCGACAUGACCACUAUGAUGACCACAACCAUGCCUGCUUAUGAGCCCCCGCUGAACGGCCUGUACAACUUGUCGUACCUGUGGUACAGUGGCUUUGGAGUACUGGUGGUUGUGGUGGUUGGAAUGCUGGUCAGUGCUAUCACAGGAUUCACUGACACGACCAUGUUAGACUACAGGCUGAUAUGUCCAAUAUUUGAUAUCAUGUUUUGCUGCUUUCCAAAGUCCUGCCUGAGAGCUCUCCGCUGUGGAGUGGGCCAUGAUUUGGAAAAGUUGCACUACUGCUGUCUUUGUAAAGACGUGGACAAAGAGGACUUCCAUCCAGAUCCCAUUACGUCAUUCGGAGUCCCAGAGGAGGAACACAAACAUCACAAUGGUAUUGAUAAUCCUGCUGUGGAAAAGGAGACCGAGGAAUAUGGCACGGGCAAUAAAAAUGGCCACGUCUAUGACUUAGAGCACCAGCAAAAUGGAAAUGUAGACGGAGUACAACUGAAGCAGUUUACCCGAUUGUAAAUAUUGCGACAUCCCCCUGUUAAUAGGAUGAGUGAACGAAAAGUAUAUCUCUAAUGAAUGGCCGUUUUGUAAAUAUAUGUUAAAGCUUUCUUUAAAAGUUUAUGAUCAUAUUUUAUGAUUUAUUUUUUAUUCUUAAAUUUGUCUGUUUUAUCUAAUUAUCUGCUUAUAGAGUGUGCAAAACGCGAUAAACACACGAUACGUUUAAGGUGCACAGUCCUUACCGAAACUGCAUGCCUUCUUAAACAUCUUAAAUCGUAUAUUCAAUACUUACAGCCUUGGAACAGGUAUGUUCGUUUUAUCAAUAGCCGAUAAAAACGUCAUUCAUCUAUACACAAGCAAGAAGCACAUGGUCCUUUAAUCUCUUCUCGUUAAUCUAAGCAUUAACUUUUGAUAUAUCUCGUAAAACAAGAUUUAACAUUAAUCGGAGACAGGACAAAACAAAACUGUAGAGCAGUGUUACAGUAUCAUAUUCAAGUGUUUUUAGUAUAGUUUUUAGUAUACACAUGUUCCCAAGUGUGAUGUAAGGUGGAAUGCAUGUACCUCGAAAUCUAAAGUAUGGUAUUUAAGUAGAGUUUUGACAAUUUUGCAGCUUAUGUGAACGUAACGCUCUGUGCUGCCAGACUCUGUUAUGUGAGUUUGAUAAAAAAAAAAAGCGUGCUUGUUUUAAUACAACGUAUUCUGUGAGCUUCCAUAUAUGUGUUGAAUAUUAUAUAAUUAUCUAUAUCGAUGAAAGUGCUUUGAAAUAUAUAUUUUAAUAA